Talaromyces proteolyticus is the source of this 4446-nucleotide messenger RNA. RefSeq names its product putative UDP-glucose:glycoprotein glucosyltransferase. The transcript has 5 exons. Bases 1 to 4446 code for a protein of 1481 amino acids. Lineage: Eukaryota; Fungi; Ascomycota; Eurotiomycetes; Eurotiales; Trichocomaceae. Gene Ontology annotation, cellular component: endoplasmic reticulum. Gene Ontology annotation, molecular function: UDP-glucose:glycoprotein glucosyltransferase activity. The record is from RefSeq and is a predicted model, not a curated record.
AUGAAGUUCCUCGCAAUAGCCAAUCUAGUCGCAGGACUACUACUGCGUCCGCAUGGUGUUGUCGCUAGCCCCUCUGUCAACGUUGCCCUACAAGCCUCGUUCGAUGCGGGCCCGUACCUAGUAGAGCUGCUAGAGACCGCUGCCGAAGAAAACUCCACCGCUUAUUUCCCCCUACUCGAUCGAAUCGCAGAAGGCAACUUUGAGGAUGCCGUCACCGAGCAAGACUUGUACAACCGGUUUCUGAAAGUCCUUCGCGACGACGGACAUCUCGCAGAUGAGGAUAGCCUGGCAUCCUUCAAAUUUGCGCUCUCGAUUCGCUCCGCUGCUCCCCGAAUACAGGCACAUUACCAGUACUACAACACAUCUGUCGAACCCACAUUGGGAACAGCCCAGGAUGCUGCCUGCCCAGUAUGGGUUCACAUGGAUGGCAAGCAAUACUGCUCACCGACACUAGAACGGGCCCAACAAGGCGUGUCUGGUGAUAGUGACCCUCGAGAAUUACCCUUUGAUCGGACUUUCGGUGACUCUGAAGCCCCUGGGGCAGUCCUUUAUGCAGACGUUUCCUCGCCAGUCUUUGCCGACUAUCAUCGCACAUUACAAACUCUUGCGAAUGAGGGUCAAAUUGCGUAUCGUGUUCGAUACCGCCCUCUUCAAAACACUCUUCCUCGCCCGCUUUUUGUGAAUGGUUACGGGGUUGAAUUAACUCUGAAAAGAACAGAUUAUAUCGUGAUCGAUGACCGUCAAGCAGAGGAAAGGGAGGACAAGACUUCCGGUCAGACGAAAGGGAAACAGCCAAGCACAGAUAGCCUAGAAGAAGAAUCUCCUCCGGACUUGAAACCGCUGUCCUCUUCCGAAGUGUCAAGACUGGGGAUCAGUGCAGCAGGUUUCAUCCUCGACAGUCAAGAACCAUUCACCACGCUGCUCAAACUCUCGCAAGAUUUUCCGAAAUACUCGGCUGCUGUGGCGGCAUACAAUGCCUCGGAUCAGUUUUUGACAGAAUAUACGCAGAAUCGUCAGGCUGGCCUCCCAUCCGCACGCAACCUCAUGUGGAUUAAUGGUCUACAAGUGGAUUCGCGUCAGGUUGAUGCGUAUUCUUUGUUAGCUCAUCUACGACGAGAGAGGAAGGCGAUAGGAGAGUUCAAGGGGCUUGGGCUGUCUGGAACGGAAGCAGUAAAUCUACUGUCUUACCCGGCAUUGACCGAAGUCCAAACAACCAGCGAAUCGCAACGCUACGACUGGCGUGACGAAGUGGAGGAGGGAGGUGUGCUAAUCUGGAUGAACAAUAUCGAGAAGGAUAAAAGAUACAGCAGCUUCCCAACUGCUCUUCAAUCCCUUCUCCAGCCAACAUAUCCUGGCCAACUUCCACCUGUUCGCCGCGAUAUUCACAAUGUGGUGGUUCCUGUGGACCUUGCUAAUGAAGACGACGUCUCCUUUAUUUUACAGUAUCUUUACGUUUUUGUUAAGCGAAUGAUACCUGUACGUUUUGGGCUCGUACCUAUACUACAUACGGAGGACUCGAAAACCCAAGCAAAGGUUGCACACUACCUUCACCAGACGCACGGACUUGCUUCGUUGGUGAAAUACUUGGAGACUUUGUCGCAUAAGAAAACUGUUAAGGCCGAGAAGAGCAUUUUCGAAACUGCGAUUGCGGGCCAUGCUCCCCGCGCAAACCAGCAAGAGCUAUCAUUUGACCAAGUCGUCCAGUCCCAAGAACUAGAUGAGACCAUUGUAAAGACCGCCAAAUACUUGAAACGUCUAGAUCUCCAAGGCGCUUCGCCUCCUACAUUGAUCAAUGGCAUCCCCAUGUCUCGCAGUGAUCAUUACAUGCAACAGCUGCCUAUGCAGCUCGGGAGAGAUCUUCAAUUAAUUCAGCAGGGUCUUAUUCAAGGUGAAAUUGGAGAAGACAGUUGGAUUCCAAGUUUCUUCCUUUCUGGGGCGUCGCAAACCCGUAACGAAUGGAUUAUACCUGAGAAUGACGAGGUUCGUAUAGUUAAUAUACUUGAUGUCGUGAGCAAACACAACGAUUUCAAUGACGUUCUCCGCAUUCCGUCAGAUAAGGACCAUACCGCGAGUAAUGUACAGUUGGUUGUGAUUGGCGAUUUUGAUACUGAUCAUGGACUCGCUCUGCUACUGUCUGCUCUCAGGUUCCGUCAGGCGCAUUUGGAGGCUGAGAUUAUUCCACUUCACAGCCCCAGUACUGAAGAAACCCGACCAUCGGGUGUUUCAUCUAAACUUUACGAGCUUCUGCGUCAGACCAACCAACCUCAACUUGCCGAUGUGCUUCUUCAACUUCAAGCUGUUGAUUCUACCUUGAAGGCGUCCACAGAACAGCAAGAGUAUUGGACACAAGCACAACAAUUAGUCCAAGAUUUUGGCUUUAAAUCUGGUGCGUCCGGUAUUCUGUUGAAUGGAAGGGCAAUUGGUCCUCUACCGUCGUCCGUGGACUUUAGCGAUGAGGACUUUGAGCAGCUGCUAGCUUAUGAGGUGUCACAACGACUUGGUCCUGUUUCAGAGGCACUGAAGGGCCUUGGAAUCGAAUCAAAAGUGACAGGCGCGCUUAACUAUGCCAAGUUGACCUCUCUAGUCGCUUUAUCGUCACUACCCGAUGCCUCUGAUGGCAUUUUCGAAAGCAAGUCCAAGUACCGCCUAGAGGUUUGGAAUAGGUGGAACGGCACUCAUUCCACAAUCACUCUUGACUCUGAAGAAGAUGCGUCGAUCAACAUCGUCGCUGCUAUCGAUCCUACAUCCGAAAUGUCGCAGAGAUGGGUCCCAAUUCUCAAGACGCUGUCUGAAUUGGCUGGAGUAAACGUGAAGAUCUUUGUCACUCCCAGUUUCCAUCUGAAAGAACUUCCAAUCAAGCGAUUCUACCGCCAUGUUUUGGCAUCAGAACCGCUGUUUGAUGAGAACGGCGCUUUGGUUCGUCCGGAAGCUGUCUUCAAAGGACUCCCGCAAGAAGCACUCUUAACUCUUGGCAUGGAUGUCGCUUCAUCCUGGCUUGUGGCGCCGAAGGAAUCCAUUCACGAUCUCGACAACAUCAAACUCAGUGCUCUGAAGGAAAACUCCGAUGUAGUAGCGAUUUACGAACUCGAACAUAUUCUAAUUGAAGGCCAUUCUACAGAUACAACCCUUAAGACGCCACCACGAGGUGUUCAGUUGCUGUUAGAAACCGAAAAGGGAUCUUUCUUUGCCGACACAAUCGUCAUGGAUAAUCUGGGAUAUUUUCAAUUCAAAGCGCAACCUGGAUUCUGGAAAAUCGAACUCAAAGAAGGCCGAAGUCAGAGCAUUUUCAAACUUGACAGUCUUGGCGGCACAGAGCCAGGCAGUGAUAGUAACGAAGUCGCCCUGCUAUCCUUCCAGGGCAAAACACUCCUCCCUCGUCUUUCACGCAAUCCAGGAAAGGAAAACGAGGAUGUCCUAGAAACCGGACCGCAGCCAGGAUCGGCCAUGGACUAUGUUUCCAAGGGCUUCAACUUCGCCCAAGGCGUUCUAUCCAGCGUUGGAGUCAAGGGCAAAAGCGAGACGGCCGAGAAACACGCCGAAAUCAAUAUCUUCUCCGUCGCCAGCGGCCAUUUAUACGAACGCAUGCUAAAUAUCAUGAUGGUCUCCGUCAUGAAAAACACGCAGCACACAGUAAAAUUCUGGUUCAUUGAACAAUUCCUCUCGCCCUCGUUUAAAAGCUUCCUCCCGCAUCUCGCCCAGGAAUACGGUUUCUCAUAUGAAAUGGUCACGUAUAAAUGGCCGCACUGGCUGCGCGGCCAGCGCGAGAAGCAGCGUGAGAUUUGGGGGUAUAAAAUUCUGUUUCUGGACGUGCUAUUCCCCUUAUCCCUCGACAAAGUCAUCUUCGUGGACGCGGACCAGAUCGUUCGCACGGACAUGUACGAUCUCGUCUCGCUAGAUCUUGAAGGCGCGCCGUACGGGUUCACUCCGAUGUGCGACUCGCGCAAGGAAAUGGAGGGUUUCCGAUUCUGGAAGCAGGGGUAUUGGAAAACAUACCUCAAGGAAUUACCAUACCACAUCUCGGCGCUGUAUGUCGUCGACCUGAACCGGUUUAGGGAGGUGGCGGCGGGCGAUAGGUUGCGUGGUCAGUACCACACGCUCUCGGCGGAUCCGGAGUCGCUGGCCAAUCUAGACCAGGAUCUGCCGAAUCAUCUGCAGACGAUGAUCCCGAUCAAGAGUCUGCCGCAGGACUGGCUUUGGUGCGAGACGUGGUGCUCGGACGACGCCCUGGCGACGGCUCGUACUAUCGACUUGUGUAAUAAUCCAAUGACUAAGGAGCCAAAACUCGACCGUGCUAGACGGCAGGUCCCCGAGUGGACGGUGUAUGAUAAUGAGAUUGCGGAACUUGCGAAACGCGUGGCUGCUGAGAAGAAUGGGGUGGAUGAUGCUGAGGUCGAUGAAGAGAUUGAGGAGUCUGAGCAACGCCAGGAAAGGAAGGAUGAGCUCUAG